AUGGCGAGAGUGGCAGAGCUUGCUGAAUCAGCAGCUUGCAGCAGAUCCAGAGGUUUGAUUGCUCUAUGCCUGUUGUGUUGGGCAAAGCCAGCAUGCGCAUUCUUCGAAGAAAUUUUCGGUGGAGGUGGGCAAUUCCAUUUCGAGAUGGGUGGAGGCAGGCGAGCACCUGAGCCAGUGCAGUGGCCUUCGGGGGUGUCAGACGAGGUGUCGAAGACAAUGUCCUGGUUAAAGGGAACUGAAUGGCAGUGGAACAACGAUGGUUUUACGCUGAAGCUGACGCGUGAUCAAGAGAUUGACGCACCCAUCCAGCAGUGCAAUCAAGGCUGCAAAUGGACAGCAGAGAACGGAAAACUAUACCUUUUCAUUGGCAGUGCUGGCAUUUUUGAGUUGAAUGCUCCGGAUGGGAAACCAUCACGGCUUGAAGGUCAACGGCUCAAAGGCUUUUCUAGGCGAAAUUCCCGAGAGAAGCUGACGCUCACGUUCCACCGCAUUUUCGACCACGAGGCUGUAGAUUUGGACAAGGACUUGUACCAGGUUUUGGGAAUUCCAGAGGAUGCAGAUGAGGCCACUAUCAAGAAGGUCUACAGGAAGUUGUCCAUUCAGUAUCACCCAGACAAGAGUCCAGAUGAAGCGUCAAAGGCAAAGUUUGCGGAAAUCAGAGAUGCGUACGAGGUCCUGAAUGACCCUGACAAGAAGAUUCUCUAUGAUACAGGCGGAAUGGCCUCGGUGAAAGAGGCCGAGAAGGGCAAAGUCGAAUCAACCGGCGACAUGCAUUCAGAGAUCCAAGUAAACCUUGAGGACCUCUAUCUUGGCAGUCAGUUCCAGGCAACUGUAAAACGAGGUAUUGUCUGCAGGGGAUGCCGCAAGAACCCCUCAUCUCCGAACUGCAAGGGCUGCGGAAGGUGCAAGAAUCAGAUCAAAGUAGUGCAGGUACAAAUGGGCCCCUUCCUCACGCAACAGCAACAGGAAGUUCCCAGCAAGGAAAAGUGCAAACAAGUUGAUGCGCCACUUGAAGUUCACAUUGAGAAGGGGAUGACAAGUGGUGAUACCGUUACUUUCCCGCGAAUGGCGGAGGAACGGCCAGGCAUGUUGCCAGGAAGCGUCAUCUUGAAGCUGAAGGCAAAAAAGCAUCCCAAAUUCCAGCGAAAUGGGAAUGACCUUCACACUGAGUUGACCAUCAGUUUGCGCGAAUCCCUUCUUGGCUGGUCCCGGACGAUCACUCACUUGGAUGGACAUACCGUGGAAGUGAAGCAGACAGAUGUCACCAAGCACCUCCAGGUGGUGAGAAUGCGUGGAGAGGGCAUGCCCCUGCGCGAUGAUCCAGCAAGCUUUGGUGACUUGCAUGUGAAGGUGUCAGUGGAGUUUCCAAAGACGUUGACGGCUGCACAAAAGGACGCCAUUGCCCAGGUCUUCACAGAUGAGCGGCAAGAUUUGUGA
Molecule: messenger RNA, 1437 nt
Organism: Cladocopium goreaui
Lineage: Eukaryota; Dinophyceae; Suessiales; Symbiodiniaceae
Source: the annotation of a GenBank genome assembly